CGCCCGCGUUUCCUGCCGACGGACUGACUAACUUGUUUGUCUGUUAGCGCAGUGGCUGCCCAUGGGCGCUGCUGUUUACACGCUCCCCUCCGCCGGCUGGGCUGUCCGGUGCGCCUCUGCGGUCGGUUCGGGACGGUUAUCGGGCUCCGUUUUUAUGAAUGAAUAACGAGACAGGGAAAUGCCAGUGACUGCGAAACUCCCCAGCAGCCCGGCUCCCGGGGGGCCAGCCACCGAUGAGAGGGAUUAACGACGGAGCGGAGCCGCGGCUCAUUGCGGAAAAGCCGAGUCUGACUGCAGACUGGCGUGGAAACGCACCGCGAGGGAAACGGGCUCCAUAGCGUAGAGCAGCGGAACAAAACCGCGGUGACCACAAUGUCCAUCCACAUUGUGGCUCUGGGCAGCGAGUGCCCCGGAGGCGUCGGGCCCGGGGAGGAGAUCAUGGGCCAGGGGCAGCUGCAGGGAGGCCUGCUGUGGAGCUACCUGGGUCACGGGGCGCUGGUGGGACCCUGCGACCUGGAGAGCAGCCUGCACAACCCGGCUUUCAUGGAGUACACCUCACGCGUGUUCGGGGAUGUCACGGUAGUGGUUCGGGAUUGUCCCAGCUGGGACUUGUUGGACAGCGACUGGGCCAGCGUACGGAAAGUUCUUGAACAGGCGGACAUCCUGGUUAUUAAAUAUUCAGUCACUGACAAGCUGGCCUUCCAACAGGUCAGGAACGGCUACGCCCCGAGACUCCGCCCGCUUCUGAGGCACUGGGGUGUGCCUGUUAUCCUGGUCGCUGUUGGAGCUCGCCUGAACGAUGAAGGGCCUCCGUGUACGUGCCCGCUGUGUGCGUCUGACUGGAGCAGCUGUGUGCCUCACAGUGAAGGUCUGCAGCUGUCCCGGGACCUGGGGGCCACCUACCUGGAGCUGCCCUCUCUCAACCACGUCUUCGUGGGCCGCUACUUCGGCAGCGUGCUGGAGUACUUCAUGAUUCAGUGUCUGAAACACAAAGCCAAAGAGAGACCCGAGAAGAGGCGAGGAAACAAAGUGAACGAGCUUCGCCCCCCUCACUUAGAACAACCAGCACGCCUUCCCCCCAUCCGUGUAGAGGAGUCCAGCUUCUCCCAGGACAUGCAGUGGUUGUUGGAGCGCGGCGUGCAGUUCGCCGAUGUGGCUUUCUACGCCGGGGACUCUGGGAAAGAGCUGGGAUGGGCGCAUGCUGCUGUGCUUUGUGCUGUCAGCCCAUACUUCAGACAGCUGCUGCUGGGGCCCAAGACCAGGGAACGUCCCCAGUCACGGUGUGUUUGCAGAGAGCGGGAUGGAGGCCCACAUUCGCUGCUCUCCACCUGGGACGGGGGGAUAAUCGAUGACAUGCCACGAUCAGAGGGGCACCUGACAGGACGCCUGUCUCGUCUGGUGGUGAAGGACCCCCUCCUGUGUAUGUGCUUGUGGGAGACUCUCAUGUUCAUUUACAGAGGAGCGUGGGAGUGGGACCACCUCCAGGAGGCCCUGGAGGAGAAGCUGAAGAAUUCGCUAGCGGUGGCUCAGCUCAUGGAGCGCAUACGGUCCCUCAUCGGCAGAGACCGGGGUCCCAGGGACACCCCAAGUGCGCGGGCAGCUCAGCUCGGCCCCCAGACUCUUGUCAACCUCUUCAAUUCUCCUCUUUACUCUGAUGUCAUCUUUAUGGUGCAAGGGAGUGUAUUGCCAGCCCACCGGGCAGUGCUGGUGGCGCGCUGUGACGUCAUGGCGGCCAUGUUCAGCGGGAAGUAUGCAGAGGCCCGGAGCCGGGUGGUUCCCAUCCACGGCGUCUCCUCCGACACCUUCCUGUCUUUCCUGGAGUACCUCUACACUGACUCCUGCUGUCCUGCCAGCGUGCUGCAGGCCAUGGCUGUGCUGGUCUGCGCCGAGAUGUACCAGGUGAAACGUCUGCAGCAUCUGUGCGAGGUGUGCGUGUGCGCUUACCUUCAGAGCAUGCCCAGUAGAGAGCUGUCAUCGACAGGAAUCAGCGUGAUCCGACUCCUCCGCCGAGCAAAGUGCCACAAUGCAGAGCAGCUGUACGUCUGGCUCCUCCACUUUAUCGCCAACAACUACCUGAUCUUCAGCCACAAACCUGACUUCCUGGAGCUCUCAGAGGAGGAGCGUGAACAGGUGGAGAGGCUACGCUGGCCAUCCAGAGGCUACCUGCAGGAGCUCAGCGAGUACCAGCAGCGGCGACGCAAGCUACGCAAGUCCCGCUGCAUAGUCAUGUGACCCCACCUGGACGCCACCUGCGGAGAACAGGGUGGGGGGAGAUCAGAGGAGGGACACCAGGGAGAAAAGAAAGACAGGGUGAGGCUCGUCAUCAACGCUUGGAGAAACGGACAGGAGAAAUAGUUCUGUUUUCGGUUUGUCCUGCUGGAUGAAGGGCUGAUUCUGAAGGACACUGCUGCAGAGGAAACCGUCACAAGACUCCUUAACCAAUAGGACGCCGUGGUCGAGCAGUGACACACACACCUCUCUUCCCCCAGAGGAAAUGACUGUGCGUCCUUUGCAUAAUGGCGUUUCCAUCAUGGGCAAUACAACAUGACUGACGCUUAAAACCCAAUCUGAAUUUACAAUGACUGGCUGGCCAGAGGCUCAGCGACAGAUUAUAUUUCAAUUGUCGGACGCAAAAUGGUGGACUUCGAAGAUGAACGGUGACACAAACUGGCUCCAUUAGGAGAACGGAUAUAUCAAAUGACCACACAUCUGUUGAACCACAGACCGGGAUCACGCGCAGAGCUACAGUAACGGGUAACGUGACUUCAGGGUGAAAAAGCAGGGAGGAAUCUGUGCUGAGGUGUUCCCCUCGCUGCUCCACACCUCGAGAUGUCUUUGUAUCUCCUGUACGCUGGACGCGCUCCGUCUCAAAUUUAACUUGGCCCAUGAUGCUUCUCUGUCCUGUUGGAUCUGAAAAUCGUGAACGUCGUGUGCACACGCAGCAUCUCUUCAGCUGAAAUAACCCCGGAGCCUCUGGCUUCUCUGCGGCUCCGUCGGUAUUUCAGCCGAGCGUCACUUUCAUUCAGAAGCGGCUUGAGAUUAAAUCUAUGAAUCCAACUACAGAUAGCCUGUAUCAAAGUCAAGUGCUCUGUACACCAAAUCCAGAACAAUAAUCAAUGUAUUUUUACAUUUUCAUUUAAAGCCUGUGAGCUGGACUUUUUCACCAUUUCCUUUGCAGGUUAAUAUGAAAUAACGUUGAAUCUAUUUGUUAUUUGUUUGCAAUAAUGAAUAAUAAUGGUCUGUCUCUGUCUGUCACACAAAAGGGCAAAAGCCUUUUGUAGCAUUUACGUGUACAAGAAGAAGUGGUAUGAAGAUGAAGGAAAAACAACCAUAUCAUGAACAUGUUGGUACACUGAUAACCACAAUGCCUCUUGGUGAUACACAGUAUUUAUUUAAUCCAAUUUUUUAAUUUGAGAGGUUGGUUUUAAUCAUAAUGAGAAUAUGAUUUAUUGGUGCUGCAAUUAUUUUUGUAAACUAUACUGUAUGUGACAUGAUUAUGACAUUAUGAUAAUGAAGAGAUGACUAGGUUGCACUAUUUUACAGUCUACUGUUUCACUGGUGUUAACUGACAAGGUACAUGGUUAUAAAAAAAAAUAACAAAACUGGGGUAAACAGAACAACUCAACUUGUCAAACAGGCCUUUAACAAACUGAAACAAAAACAAAAUCAAUAGUGACAUUUUGCAGCUAUUUCUUAUUCAGUAUCAGUCAGUAACAAUCAACAAACAGCCUGUAACUGUAUUUGUAUCCGCUUCUCGCAGUACUUGAGCAGAGGCUGUGUAAAUAGCAGGAGAAAGCCACCGCUGUGAGGUUGUGACGGUGUCGGUAUAUUUAACCUGCUGCUGCACCACAACAUUCACAGUGUGUGUCCUCAGAUAACCCCCCCAGUCUACUCUUAGAAAGAAAGUCAGUAAAUAACAGUUGGAAAAACUGGACUGUGAAACAAAGCGUGCUCCAGUGCUGCAUCCACGCCCAGUGUGGAGACACAGGUGUUGUACAGGCUGUAGAUAACAUGACGUCUGACUUUAAAUAAAGACAUGUUUUAGAAUGAACAUACCGCAGACUGGACGGGCUGCUCUCUGCUCUGUCUGUACGUGUUGGUUUGAUGAUGCCGGUGGACGGUAUCUGUCUUUCAAACGGUGUCAGGUUAAGUGAUCACAGAGGGAUCAAUUGUAAAUUGACUUGGCUGGGAGACAUGACAGACUACAAGCUGGGCCUCGAAGGUGCCGGGGAGCGACUAACAGCAAUGAAUGUUUCUGUACGUGCUCUUGGUUUUCUGAAUGGGAGUGAAGCGACAUCUGUUUGCAGAGCCUGAAGUCACACCCACAGGUGUGAUUAAUGACCCUUUGUGUCAACACGCUGAAGCUGCCGAACGAGUAAGAGGAGUUUCCAGCUUCUUGUCUGCAGGUGGUGAGCUGUCCCACAUGCUGGCUGUGUCCUCUUCCAGUAUAACACUCUGAAAACAAGCAAUCGUCUCUCCUGAUGCUUUGGCCCUGACGGCGCCCGGGGUCAGGCCAUUAUCACAUCAUGUGGUCUCACUGUAACCUCUCACAAUCAUGUAUGUAUCUGGUGACUGCGAGGGCCACAGCACAUGAUUUUUCAUACUCAAACCAUUCAUUCAAAGCCUUCUUG
Molecule: messenger RNA, 4631 nt
Organism: Chelmon rostratus (copperband butterflyfish)
Lineage: Eukaryota; Metazoa; Chordata; Actinopteri; Chaetodontiformes; Chaetodontidae
Gene: rhobtb3
Product: Rho related BTB domain containing 3
Exons: 13
Coding region: 373-2232 (619 amino acids)
Biological process (GO): regulation of proteolysis; proteasome-mediated ubiquitin-dependent protein catabolic process
Cellular component (GO): cytoplasm
Molecular function (GO): ubiquitin protein ligase binding
Source: RefSeq, a predicted model, not a curated record